AAGCCGUUCUCGUCAAAACUAUGUUUAAACCAUUUUUCGAAAAAUUUACACACUGAGAAUUUAAAAAAAACACACUGAGAUUAAAAAACUUAAAAACACACACUGAGAAUUAAAAAUUACACACUGAGAUUUCAUAAAGACGCACUGAGAUUACAAAAAAUGAAAAACACACACUGAGAAUUAAAAAUUACACACUGAGAAUUGAAAAUUACACACUGAGAUUUCAAAAAGACACACUGAGAUGAAAUAAACUGAAAAACACACACUGAGAAUUGAAAAUUACACAAUGAGAUUUGUGCGCACAUUUUAUGCGCACAGAUCUAAUUAGCAUAGUUAUUCUGAUUCUAUUACAAGCUUAAACAACUAGGGGACAGAACUCGCUUUUCAUCUGUAGCCUGGGUUCCUGACUCAAAUUGACAUUGCGAUGUGAAGCUCAGAAUAGGCCGGGAUCCCAGACUAUUUUUAUUUGGCGCCAUGGAAUCCGCAAGGAAACUUGUCACAGAACUCGUGGAUAACGAAGCGAUGAUGACCCGGCUUGCCAAUCAGUUACAAAACAGAUCUAACCGUACGAGUCCUGUCACUAGUCUGGCCAAUUUUGCAUUCCACAGUGGGAGUUGGAAGGCAAAGGGAGGGAAAUCCCCUAGAAGCAAAUCCUUCAAGAUGAGUAAGAAGUCAAAAGGUGUGUUCAUGAAGGAGGUGGUUCUUCUGGCAGGGCCUAAUUCAAGCCUACCAAAACAAAGCAGAAAAGAAAAACUCCACCAAAAUGGCCAUGUUAUGGCAGCUAUGAUAUUUGAAAAAGACUGGGAAGAGGAGGAAGUGAUGGCAUCAUUCUACUCAGCCUUCAGUUUCCUUCCACAAACAGUAAAACUUGAAAUCAUGUUACCUUGCGGUAAUUCCUUGGUUAAGCCCCAUAUUAGUGGAGGGAAUAUGGAUGGCCAGAUUAUACACCAGAUUUUCUGUAGGAAGACUAUUUAUUUACAACCGUCGAAGCAACUUCUUGAGGAAGAUGAUACAUGUACUGUAGAAAAAGAGACAUUGGAUCUUCCAGAUUUGCAUCCACCAAAAAAACGUCAAGAUACAUGUUCAAAGGAACAAAAGACAAUGGAUCUUCCAGAUUUGCAUCCUCCAAAAAAACGUCAAGAUACAUGUUCAAAGGAACAAAAGACAAUGGAUCUUCCAGAUUUGCAUCCUCCAAAAAAACAUCUCAAGCCAAACUAUGAAGGAACUGAGAGCAUGUCAUUUAAGGAUAGCAGACCUAAUAUAAGUGACAGAACAGAUGCAUGUAAUAUUACACAACUUGAUGAUCUUUACAUGAAAAUGGUGUAUGUAUUCUUAAUAUUAACAGUCUUUCUGUAUUGCUUUUUCAUUUCAUUUCCAAUUUCAAAAAAGUCAUUAACAGAUGGAUAUUAUCUGGGUGAUUUCUUGUAAUUUAUGAAAUUCCUUCUUGUGAAAAAUGUUUCAAACAAUCUUUAGCAAAAAUACACAUAAUAAAACAAUGCACCAGAUAAUACAGCACAAAUCUCAUUGUGUAAUUUUAAGUUCCAUCUUUAUGGCAAGCCGUUCUCGUCAAAACUAUGUUUAAACCCUUUUUUCGACAAAAAUACACACUGAGAUUUAAAAACCCAAAAUAACACACUGAGAAAUCGAAAUUACACACUGAGAUUUAAAAAAAUAAAAAACACACACUGAGAAUUCAAAAUUACACACUGAGAUUUUAAAAAGACACACUGAGAUGAAAUAAAUUGAAAAACACACACUGAAAAUUGUUAAUUACACACUGAGAUUUCAAAAAUACACACUGAGAUUAAUAUGCAAAUUUCUAAUGAAUAUUCAUGAGAUGAAUAAUUCAACAGAUUAAUAUCUUGAUCUCAAGAACUCUUGUCAUUAUAAUGAAAUGCGAUUCCUUCAACCAACAUUCGUAUUAAAUUUCAAGACUUAACAUCGCUCAUAUUCAUAAGUUUGUUGCCUAUAAUUCAAUGUAAUUCAGAUCAUUACUACUACCAGUAAUUAAACAUGGGUCCCUUUUCAAAAGUCUUCCAACAGUUUCCUUGAUUUUGCUAGUUCAUCUUUUAUAUUUUUGUUACGUUUAUAUGCUAUAAUAGACACUUGGGUAAAAAUUUCACUGCAUUCUUUUUGCAGAUUGUUCCAAUGUUUUCUUAUAAUUUUAAUAAAGUUUUUCACCAUUUGGUUGUAUUUUGUAAUAAGAGUAAGUGGGUAUUUUUCUUGUUCUUGUAUUUCUAAAGUUUUUUUUAUUAAUAAUUUGGAACCAAAUCGAAGGACUAACGAGUUCUGUCCCCUUGUUGUUUUAAGCUUGUAAUAGAUUCAGAUUAAGUAUGCUAAUUAGAUAUGUGCGCAUAAAAAGCUCAAAUAUGAAAAUCUCAGUGUGUAAUUUUAAAUUCUCAGUGUGUAAUUUUAAAUUCUCAGUGUGUAAUUUCAAAUUCUCAGUGUGUGUUUUCAGUUUAUUUAUUCUCAGUGUCUCUUUUUGAAAUCUCAGUGUGUAAUUUUCAAUUCUCAGUGUAUAAUAUUCAAUUCUCAGUGUGCAUUUUUCAUUUUUGUAAUCUCAGUGCGUCUUUAUGAAAUCUCAGUGUGUAAUUUUUAAUUCUCAGUGUGUAAUUUUCAAUUCUCUGUGUGUAAUUUUCAAUUCUCAGUGUGUAAUUUUAAAUUCUCAGUGUGUAAUUUCAAAUUCUCAGUGUGUGUUUUCAGUUUAUUUAUUCUCAGUGUCUCUUUUUGAAAUCUCAGUGUGUAAUUUUCAAUUCUCAGUGUAUAAUAUUCAAUUCUCAGUGUGCAUUUUUCAUUUUUGUAAUCUCAGUGCGUCUUUAUGAAAUCUCAGUGUGUAAUUUUUAAUUCUCAGUGUGUAAUUUUCAAUUCUCAGUGUGUAAUUUCAAUUCUCAGUGUGUAAUUUUCAAUUCUCAGUGUGCGUAUUGAAGUUUUAAAUCUCAGUGUGCUUUUUUGUAAUUCUCAGUGUGUAAAUUUUUCGAAAAAUGGUUUAAACAUAGUUUUGACGAGAACGGCUUGCCAUACCUCUGCACUGGUAUUUCACAUAAUGGAGGUGUGCAGAUCCACAUGAUUUUCAUGAAAUAUUGUCAAAAUGACAGGUAGUUUGGACGUAGUCAAUUUUUUGUACUAACUGCAUAAAGAGAACAUGGUUUGUCCGGCUUACUCCAACAGUUUUCAAGCUGGAACUUUUGUAUUAUGUAGAGUAUUAGAACAUUUACAAACGUCAUGCAUAUUGUUCGAUUCUGUUUUUAAAAAAUUUCACAAAUGUCAGGAUGGUGAACUUUGUCACUAUAUGCCUUUGUCAUUACACAACCACAGAGGUGUAAAU
Mytilus trossulus (common blue mussel) is the source of this 3325-nucleotide messenger RNA. RefSeq lists its product as uncharacterized. The transcript is spliced from 5 exons. Lineage: Eukaryota; Metazoa; Mollusca; Bivalvia; Mytilida; Mytilidae. The record is from RefSeq and is a predicted model, not a curated record. Bases 475 to 1428 code for a protein of 317 amino acids.